GUUCCGGCUGCGCGCGCAGCGGUGGUGGCGGCGGCGCUAUCGGCCGGGCUGUAACCGUCGUCCGUCCGGUAGCGGCUGGAGCGGCAGCGGCGGCCGGGCACGGCGCGAGGCGACGCCACAGGGCAGCGGCGGCAGCGGGGGCAGCGGCGGCAGCAGGAGACGCAGCGGCGGCCGCAGCAGUUGCAGCAAGACGGACUCGUGGACACGCGCCGCCGUCGCCGCCGCCGGGCCGGGCCGGGUGUCGCGCGCCGAGGCUGGGGGGGAGUCGUCGCCGCCGCCGCCACCGCUACCGCCGCCGCCGCCGCCGCCGAGGUGACUGAGGAGAGAGGCGCCUCCUCGCUCCCGCCGCCGCCGGACUUCAAUGCCCAGUCCCCAGCUCGCCAGCGUAGUAACAACAACUGUGAGUUGUGAGAAAAAGGACAUAAUUUUUUGAAAGUACUUUAAGGAUGAAUAUUAUAAUUGGGGGCCAAUGCAUAUACUUUGCAUAGAGAGAAUUAAAUCCUCAAAGUGGAAUUUUGGUUUUUCGUUGGAAUAUACGUUGCACAUUUAUGGCGAUUCUGAGCGUGAGGGCAGACUUCUGCCAGGCUCAGCACAGCGUUUUCGCUGACAAGUGAGCUUGGGGGUUCUAUGUGCCAUAAUUAAAAUUGCCUUGAAGAUUCUGGACACCGAGACUGGCCUCAGAAAUAGUUGGCUUUUUUUUUAUUGCAAGCAUAUUUCUUUUAAUGACUCCAGUAAAAUUAAGCAUCAAGUAAACAAAAGUGGAAGCUACCUACACUUUUAACUUGUCUCACUAGUGCCUAAAUGUAGUAAAGGCUGCUUCAGUUUUGUAUGUAGUUGGAUUUUUUUGGAGUCCGAAGGUAUCCAUCUGCACACAUUGAGGCCCAAGUUAAAUUUGGAUUCAAGUGGAUUCUAAUACGUCUGCUUAUCUGGAAGAGAGAAGCUUCUUAAAGAAUACACAAGUUGAAAAUACAAAACACGGAUCGAUAAUAGGCAUUUAAGUGGUCUUUUUAAUGUUUUCUGCUGUGAAACAUUUCAAGAUUUAUUGAUUUUUGUUUUCAUUUUCCCCAUCACACUCACACACGCACGCUCACACUUUUUAUUUGCCAUAAUGAACCGUCCAGCCCCUGUGGAGAUCUCCUAUGAGAACAUGCGUUUUCUGAUAACUCACAACCCUACCAAUGCUACCCUCAACAAGUUCACAGAGGAACUUAAGAAGUAUGGAGUGACAACUUUGGUUCGAGUUUGUGACGCUACAUAUGAUAAAGCUCCAGUUGAAAAAGAAGGAAUCCAUGUUCUAGAUUGGCCAUUUGAUGAUGGAGCACCACCCCCUAAUCAGAUAGUAGAUGAUUGGCUAAACCUACUAAAAACCAAAUUUCGUGAAGAGCCAGGUUGCUGUGUUGCAGUGCAUUGUGUUGCAGGAUUGGGAAGGGCACCUGUGCUGGUUGCACUUGCUUUGAUUGAAUGUGGAAUGAAGUACGAAGAUGCAGUUCAGUUUAUAAGACAAAAAAGAAGGGGAGCAUUCAAUUCCAAACAGCUGCUUUACCUGGAGAAAUACCGACCUAAGAUGCGAUUGCGCUUCAGAGAUACCAAUGGGCAUUGCUGUGUUCAGUAGAAAGAAGUGUAAACGAAGGCUGAUUUGUUGUGGCAUUUAGAGGGAACUCUUGGUACCUGGAAAUGUGAAUCUGGAAUCUUAACUGUGUCAUCAAAGUAGUGAUGGAUUCAGUACUCCUCAACCAUUCUCCUAAUGAUUGAAAAAAACAAACAAAAAAGAAAUCCCUCUAUAACGUGAAUAAAAUGUUUAAGAAAAGAAAAAGAGAAAGAGAAAAGGGAUUAAUUCAGUGAAGGAUGAUUUUCCUCCUAGUAUUGGAGUUUGAAUUUCUGCCAGGAUUGAAUUAUUUCAAAAUCUCCUGUCUUUUUUAACUUUUUCAAAAUAGGUCUCUAAGGAAAACCAGCAGAACAUUAGCCUGUGCAGAGCCAUCGUUUGGGGAGCACACUCUUCCGUUACGCUUGGCACGCAGAUCUCCCUGUGGUGGGAUUUCUUUCUUUUUUUUUGUUUUUCCUUUUUGUUUCGGGGGGGUAUUUCCCCCCUAUUUUCUCUUUUCCCUUGAUACAAGUUGUAGAUGAAAUAGGAGAAAGCCCUUGUUGCUAUAGAUGUGUGUGCAGUCUGGCAGCCUUAAGCCCACCUGGGCACUUUUAGAAAAAAAACAAAAAACACCAAAAAAAACAGUGUCAUAUGUAUUAAUGAUCCAGGUGGUUUUUAGUCUUUCCUGAUGAUGGGGUGUUCAUGUUAGUUUCUUUUCUUGAAAACCCUAUUCAACAUUAGGCAAAGUAGCUAAGAGCCUUUUGUUUUGGUAAAUUAGUGGGGAAAUGGCAUUUUAAGAGGACUCUCUUCUCAAAGAACUUAGCUGAGAGUCGAAUUCUUCUCUUUUCCAGCUGAUGAAGCUAAGUGGGUAUCCCAGAAAUGUUUGUUUUCUGAAGGGGAGUACUCCAGGCCAUCACUGAAGCUGUGUCCAGGCAGAGAGUUAGCACACUUUCUACACCUUGUAGAAUUCUGGGCUGUAGCAUUACUCUGAUUUUCUGUCUAAUGAAGGCAGAGAGUACUGGUAGUUUAAAAUUUUUAUUUUAGGACUUAUCUGUACUCUGAAUUUUCAGGAAUGGUCAAAGGAGUAGCAGCAAAGAUACAAUAUUUUGGACUUGAGAAAUGCCUGUGAUGAGUAUUUUCCAAACUUCCCCCUAUUACAAUUCAGUUUAACCACUGAUUGCCUUGUUAUUUUCUUACUAGGUUCUUUAUGAGAUUAAAAAAAAAAAAAAUCACUGGUUCAAAACCAACAAUGCCUAGUGAGUAUGUGUCCACAGGCCAUAACAGGGUAGAAGAGAGACGUAGAGCAACCCAACGAGUAGCAAAGGGACUGUGUUGCUAGUGAAAUGAUGUAGUAUCAUUUUUGCAGAUUAUUUGCUGGGUUCAAUGUGCUGAUCUAGAAAAGCUGUUUUUUCGCUCCUUUGCAGAAAGUAGUUGUGACUGGGCUGCAUUGACAAAGCAAGUUGAAGGACACCAUCAAAGGCUCUUGCACUCUUCAUCUAAAUAUUACAUCCUUAAUAGUGUUCUGCUUCUGAGGAUUUGAAUAAAGGCUUAGGGUCAUCUUGUCCUGCUGGAGUUUGCUGUGCAGAGCCAUAAACUUCCCAUUUUGUUAGGAUCAGCUAGGCCAGUAGGAAUGGACUGGGACCUUGUCUCACACUGAUGAUACCUCAGAUGUUGGCUGGCUAUGUGAACUGCCUAUUUCCUCUGCCGGAGUUGUUUUGAUUUUUAACUAAAUGAAAAUCUGUAGAUUCUCUCCUCCCCUAAUCCCAGAAAACAAAACAAAACAAUGUUUUUUGAAAUUGUUUCUAGGAUUUCAAAGUGAAAAAUGAUGGUACUAUCCAAAAUUCUUUAUUUCAGAACAUGACAAUAGAUUCCUUUAAUGUAGGCUCAAGAUCAAAACAGCAUGUCCUGUAAGCUCAGAUAGACUCUGUUGACUCCAAGGGUUUUGAUCAAUAUCAUAACAAACUUUUCCCUUUGACAUGCUCUGAUUUUUGUUGUUUGGGGGGAGGGCGUGUGUGUGUGUGCGUGUGUGUGUGUGUGUGCGCGCGCGCGUGUGUGUGCGGUGUCCACCAGUAUCAGUGCCUGCCUGCGUUAGGAGAAUUACAUUCCUGGUUCUGUAUGAGGAGAAGGGUGUAUAAAGCAACAUGAAACAUUACCCCUCAUUUUGUUUUAAAGGACAAACUAAUGUUAAUUGUUCUCAGAACUGGAUUUUCUUCCUCAAAAUUAAACGUUUUCUUUUCUUUUGGAUUUAAUGAAGUAUUGCUAGCUGAAGCCAGUUUGACGUGGUGAGAGAGAUGUCAGACUGAUGAAAGGUGUGCAGCCUGAUUUAAAACCAAACCCCAAACCCUUUUAAAGAACAAUAAAACAUAUUUUACAUGC
This is a messenger RNA of Equus quagga, 3958 nucleotides long. RefSeq names its product protein tyrosine phosphatase 4A2 (gene PTP4A2). Gene Ontology annotation, molecular function: protein tyrosine phosphatase activity. The transcript has 7 exons. Lineage: Eukaryota; Metazoa; Chordata; Mammalia; Perissodactyla; Equidae. The record is from RefSeq and is a predicted model, not a curated record. The coding region runs from base 1109 to 1612 and encodes 167 amino acids. Gene Ontology annotation, biological process: positive regulation of cell migration; protein dephosphorylation. Gene Ontology annotation, cellular component: nucleus.